Molecule: messenger RNA, 948 nt
Organism: Linum trigynum
Lineage: Eukaryota; Viridiplantae; Streptophyta; Magnoliopsida; Malpighiales; Linaceae
Source: the annotation of a GenBank genome assembly
AUGGCUUCUCACACCUCUCGCAUUGUUGAUUUGGAGACGCAGAUGGCGUCUGUGCAGCUCCAAUUAGAGUCUCAGCAUCAGGACUUGAAGACCGCUAUUGCGGAGCUUGCUGCUUCCACGAAGGACAAUCUGGACGCAUUGGCGGCGUCGUUUGCUCGCAGUCGGGAGAAGUCUCUGGUUCAUACGGCGCCGCAGUCGCAGGCUCCCUUCGCCAACGCACAACACUUUCGUUCUCCGCAGAAGCGUUCGUCGCUAUUGGAUCACUAUCCUCGCUUGGAGUUUUCCUACUUCUCGGGUUCAGAUCCUCUUGUUUGGGUGAUCAAGUGUAAUAAGCUCUUUCUUCUCUACUCGAUUCCUGAAGAGCAGAAAGUCGAUUUGGUUUCAUACUAUUUGGAGGGCCGAGCCUAUACAUGGUUUGAAGGAUGGUCUUUCCGUCGUUUUCCGUUGAUUUGGGGCCAUUUCGUCGAAGAGCUUCUUCAUCGGGUUGGGAAUCGUGAGCAGUUGAAUGUAGUGGCGGCUUUCAACAAGCUCUGGCAAACAUCCACUGUUGCUCGUUACCAGGAGGAGUUUGAAGAUCUUGGUUCACGCCUUCUCCGAUUGAAUCCCGAACUCAAUGAGCACUACUUCAUCUUGAGCUUUCUAGGAGGGCUCGACGAAGAAAUUCAGCCUCGCGUUCAGUUACUUAAUCAACCGACCUUGGCGUGUGCGUUUUAUCAAGCGCGAUUGGAGGAGUCCGCCAUUGACGCCCGAAGGAAGAAGACGCGUUCUGCUCCUCUCAAUCGGUGGUCCAUUCCUUCUUCCUCGACGUCGCACUCUUCUUUUCAGCGGGAGCGGUCCCUUCCUUCUCCGUCCACUGUCGAUCGGAAUUCCACCCCUCGCGGACACGGCCUCUGUUAUAAAUGUGGCGACAAGUACUUCCAUGGCCACGUUUGCGCCAGGAAGAAAUAG